AUGUUAAGAAACAUUCUGCUGUUGUCUCUUCAGAUAAGCCUCCUAGGAACCACUCUUGCUGGGAAUAUUCUGAUUUGGCCAAUGGAAGGCAGUCACUGGCUCAAUGUUAAGAUCAUUAUUGAUGAGCUCAUUAAAAGAGAGCAUAAUGUGACUGUCCUGGUAGCCUCGGGUGCACUUUUUAUCACACCAUCAUCUCAGUCAUCUCUGACAUUUGAAAUAUAUAAAGUGUCUUUUGGCAAAGAAAGAAUGGAAGGAUUGAUCAAGGACUUUGUUUUAACAUGGCUUGAAAAUAGGCCAUCUCCUUCAACCAUUUGGAGAUUCUAUCAGGAGAUGGCUAAAGUCAUCAAGGACUUCCACACUGUGUCUAGAGAGAUUUGUGAUGGUGUUCUUAGAAAUGAAAAGCUGAUGGACAAACUGAAGAAAAGCAAGUUUGAAGUCCUAGUGUCGGAUCCAGUAUUCCCUUGUGGUGAUAUAGUAGCUUUAAAGUUGGGAAUUCCAUUUAUCUAUUCCUUGAGGUUUUCUCCUGCCUCAAAUGUCGAAAAGCACUGUGGGAAGGUACCAUACCCUCCUUCCUAUGUUCCUGCUAUUCUAUCAGAACUCACUGACCAGAUGACUUUUGCUGACAGAGUCAGGAAUUUCAUCUCUUACCAUCUACAAGACUACAUGUUUGAAACUCUUUGGAAACCAUGGGAUGCCUACUACACUAAAGAGCUAGACGGAAGCCACUGGCUCAAUUUAAAGACUCUUCUUGAGGAGCUUGCGAAAAGAGGACAUGAGGUGACAGUUCUGAGUACUUCAAACAAUUUGUUUAUUGACUACAACAGACAUUCUGCAUUUAAUUUUGAAGUGAUCCCUGUACCAACUGAUAAAAACCUGGCUGAGAACAGACUAAAUGAGUUUGUAGAACUAGCAGUGAAUGUAAUGCCUACAGUAUCUCUCUGGGAAUCGGGAAGACUACUGCAGCAAUUCUUUAUUGAUGUAACUAAAGACAUGGGACUUGCCUGCAGAAGUACAGUCUACAACCAGUCGCUCAUGAAGAAGCUCCAGGAAUCCAAGUAUGAUGUGUUGAUUACAGACCCCGUGUUACCCUGUGGGGAGCUGGUGGCUGAGAUGCUUGGCAUUCCUUUUGUGAAUACUCUAAGAUUCUUCACAGGCUACACCGUAGAGAAAUACUGUGGGCAGCUUCCAGCUCCACCUUCCUACGUGCCUGUUCCCCUGGGGGGACUCACAACCAGAAUGACAUUUAUGGAAAGGGUGAAAAAUAUGAUGUUUUCAAUUUUGUUUGACUUCUGGAUACAGCAGUAUGAUUAUAAGUUUUGGGAUCAGUUUUACAGUGAAGCAUUAGGAAGACCCACUACCUUGUGUGAGAUUAUGGGUAAAGCUGAAAUUUGGCUAAUUCGGACAUACUGGGACUUUGAAUUUCCUCGUCCAUAUUUGCCUAAUUUUGAAUUUGUUGGAGGACUGCACUGCAAACCUGCCAAACCUUUACCUAAGGAAAUGGAAGAAUUUGUCCAAAGUUCAGGUGAAGAUGGUGUGGUGGUGUUUUCUCUGGGGUCCAUGGUGAAAAAUCUCACAGAGGAAAAAGCCAAUCUCAUUGCUUCAGCCCUCGCCCAGAUUCCACAGAAGGUUUUAUGGAGAUACAAGGGAAAGGAACCAGCCACUUUAGGACCCAAUACUCGGCUGUUUGACUGGAUACCUCAGAAUGACCUUCUUGGUCACCCCAAAACCAAAGCUUUCAUCACUCAUGGUGGAACUAAUGGAAUCUAUGAAGCUAUUUAUCAUGGGGUUCCUAUGGUGGGAGUCCCUAUGUUUGCUGAUCAGCCUGACAACAUUGCUCACAUGAAGGCCAAAGGAGCAGCUGUGGAGGUGAACAUGAACACAAUGACAAGUGCAGACCUGCUGGGUGCCUUGAGGACAGUCAUCAAUGAUCCUUCUUAUAAAGAGAAUGCCAUGAGGCUGUCAAGAAUUCACCAUGACCAGCCAGUGAAGCCCCUGGACCGAGCAGUCUUCUGGAUCGAGUUUGUGAUGCGCCACAAAGGGGCCAAGCACCUGCGGGUUGCAGCCCAUGACCUCUCCUGGUUCCAGUACCACUCUUUGGAUGUGAUUGGGUUCCUGCUGGUCUGUGUAGCAAGUGCUAUAUUGUUGGUCACAAAGGGUUGCUUAUUUUUCUAUCAGAAGUUUAUUAAUACAGGAAAGAAGAUAAAGAGAGAAUAGAUCUAGAUUUGCCAAAGUGCUGAAUUGGGCAAUCCUGUUAAUUCUAGCCCUAAGGAGCUCACUGAGAACUCAUCUUCGUCUGAUUUUAAAUAUCCUCCUUUACUUCAGUGAACAUUGGAUAUAUGUUUGACAAAUGUUCAUCUUUUUGAAAAGUGGCUUAUAUUUAUGUAGAUUGAGUUGUUCUCUUUAGGUUUCAACAUUUUUAAGAAGCUUUUAAUUCUUAAUAUUUUCUCAUCAUAGUAUCAUUUAAAAUUUAACUUUGGUAUAUAUAGUAAUUUUAUUUGGAAUCCUUGGGAAGCUUCACUUUGUACUUGGAAUUUGUUGAAUAAAUGGAACACACAAGAGUCAAAUUUCCACUUCUCUAUAGACCAUGCAAUCAGGAAUUACCACCACAGGAGAUCAGUUUAUUAAGUAAGAGUAGUGGUUUUCUUUUGUAAUAAAAAUCAUCUCUUUAGCUUACCCAAUGUGAUAGUUUUUUAGUAUGAAAUACACAGAAAUAGUACAUCAUGGCAUGAAAUAUCCAGCUCCAUAAUUUUUAUUGAGCCCAUUUAGAUAUUUAUGAUCUGCUUUUUCUUUUACUCUUGUGUGUCCCAUAUUAAGCCACUGAUUUUAGUUCAUUAAAUUUCAAAAAAAUAUAUCAAUAGAGUGAUCCUUUUCUUUUAAACAAAAUGUUAAGUUUGAUCAGAAUAUUUGUAAAGGAAACAACAAAAAGAAACAAAAGGAUAUGUAAUUUGUGAAACUUUUAAGUUAGAAAAAUAUUGAUCUUUGUUUUAAUUCACUGUAUUAAUAAUCAGUAAAGUAUAAUGUAUAAUCAAUAAUUAAAAAUUAAUUUUUGCCCAAAAUAAAAAUUUAGAAUUUGAGAUUGUGUUAUGAUUUUUCCAAUCUGCCUUGUAUAAAUUCAAUCAGUUAAUUUUUAUGUUAAGAAUGCACUAGCCUAAUAUUUUGACUUAGAAUAAACUAAGAAAUGAAUUUGAA
This is a messenger RNA of Cavia porcellus (domestic guinea pig), 3189 nucleotides long. RefSeq names its product UDP-glucuronosyltransferase 2A3. Gene Ontology annotation, molecular function: glucuronosyltransferase activity. The record is from RefSeq and is a predicted model, not a curated record. The transcript has 8 exons. NCBI's taxonomy places the organism in Eukaryota, Metazoa, Chordata, Mammalia, Rodentia, Caviidae. Bases 1 to 2214 code for a protein of 737 amino acids.